CUCUAAUAAACUGGGAUGGGAAUAUCAGAUGCCUUCGUACUCCGUACUGUACUAUCCCGAAGAAAAAUGCCGGCCGUCGCAGCACUAUGCUUGCUCUCAAGUGAUACGGAGUACAUAAAUUCUAAUCUCUGCGCGCGCUACGCAGGAGUUAUGAUACAAAAUACUAAUAAUCAUCCACCGAAACCAUAGCUUUCGUAAAGCCGUGGAUUUUCGGGGAAACAGCGGCAUUUCGUCCUGACAUUUAUCUUAGCGCCCCUGGCCGAGUCUGAUCAAUUAUUAUCGAUAUAAAUGGUGUGGCAGUGAUAAGGGCGAAUGAUGAAAGAUAGUCGCUACGGUGGGGGAGAAAAAAAAUAAUUACAUACGCCAUACGAUAAAUUAUGCGGCGGUUGGGCGCGGGAACGCUCGUCUGAAGGGCGCAUAAAUAACAAAACUGUCGCUCGCGCGGCGCUAACUAACAACAGAAAAUCAGAUGGGGGCGGCAUGCGCGUUCAAAACUUCAAUGCACAGCCGCCCACUCUCCCACUGCCAUGAUUGGGCCGCAACAGGAAAAUCAUAAUACAACUCAUCACAAUAAUAAUGAAGGAUGAACUAAAACGUACCCUGCCGCCCGCCCGGCCACCUCAGCUCUGCCAUCACACCAUGGCUCCUGGUGCACAAACAAGGAUUGUCAUUGGUGAAAAGCGGUCAGGCAAACCUUGCCAUUUGCGAGGCAAUGUGCUUCUGUCGCACGCACAUGAUAGGAUGGCGGGUAGCAAGGGAGGGAGAGCGCUACGAGCGGGGGAAGGGGAAAGGAAACAAGGGCGGCAAGAGGAAAAGAGGGGGCGUCCAGCGCCCCCAGCGGCCGCGCGAACCGUGAUCCCGCCGCAAACUAGGCGUUUUUGGCGAGCAGCGAGCGGCAUGCGGGUACUGCGGCGCUACUGCGGCCGAGGUAGCGCUAAUUUUUGUUUUUCCAAGAUAAUUGGACGGCCGCUCGAAACGAAUGCUAGCAUGGGUAUGCCAGUAUGGCCAUUCCGGCCCAAGCUGAGUUCGGUUGUUGCCCUUCUAAUAAUAAGAAUCCUUAUCCCACAAGACGCAAACAAAGCGGACAAAGCGGCAAGCAAAACUCUAAGCGAAGGGUGGGGGGCGGCCAAUAUUCGCGCUGACCGCUUGUCGCAGCACGCAGCACACUUUGAGAGUUGGUUGGCGGCUGGCGACUGGCGGCUGGCGCCCGGCACCGCGAAGAGAGAAAAAAUCCUCGGACAGCGCGCCAUGCGCCGCAGCGACUGAUUGGACGAGGAUGCGGGGAUGAGUGAUUGGUGGAAUGUAACUUGGCCCAUAUUAUUGUGACCAGUGAGAGUACUGCGCAGAGAAUAUCCCAUAAUCCUAGGACAGAGAACUGAUAAAAGCAGCCCUAGUAAGCCGUGUUUUAAAAGUCAAUGCCAUGGUCAACGCGUAUAGAUGGAUGUAUAAUUCACUAUUCAUAUUGGAUGCCCACAUAAAGACGUAGUACAUAGUAACUAAAGAUCGCCUUAUUCAUCCCGAUGGACUGGACAGAGCCG
Molecule: messenger RNA, 1538 nt
Organism: Blastomyces gilchristii SLH14081
Lineage: Eukaryota; Fungi; Ascomycota; Eurotiomycetes; Onygenales; Ajellomycetaceae
Exons: 2
Coding region: 577-1266 (229 amino acids)
Source: RefSeq, a predicted model, not a curated record